Molecule: messenger RNA, 1568 nt
Organism: Drosophila grimshawi
Lineage: Eukaryota; Metazoa; Arthropoda; Insecta; Diptera; Drosophilidae
Gene: Kr-h2
Product: Krueppel homolog 2
Exons: 5
Coding region: 429-1307 (292 amino acids)
Biological process (GO): endoplasmic reticulum tubular network organization; membrane organization
Cellular component (GO): membrane; endoplasmic reticulum
Source: RefSeq, a predicted model, not a curated record
AGUUCUAAAUUAUUUGUCAGCUUCCCCGUUCGCGCUUUUUCGUUUACUUAAUUUCCUCAAACGUUGGUAGUAUUAGUGUGUGGUUGGAAGAGGGUUCCAAAUUAAUAAAUAAAAAAGAAAAAAGUGCGCCCGCAAUGGUUAAUAACCUAAUUUCCCUAUGAUGUGCAUAAAUUGCUGUACAUAUAUAAGUGCAUUUAUUUAUGGGAACAGAGGCACAAAAUAUGCAGGUCGUCGUCGCGUCGUCAUUGCUUAACCGGCUCCUCGUACGCUGUUGCUACGUGUUGCCCCAAAAAAGCGGAAACAAGCAAUUCGAGGGUCUGGUUUUCUUGAUGCUUAAAUGAAAUAUAAUGGAAUACACGCUCUAUGCGCCUAUAGUUGUGCUAAGAAUAUCAGCAGAAAACUGAAGGAACACCAAGACAACUGCAAGCAUGAGUACGACAAAUGAGCAGUCGAGCUUCGACAGCGCCCAGGGCGAUGCACAGCCAAAUGCCUCAAGCGGCACAUCACAAAAACAACAACAGCAGCAGCAGCAGCAACAACGAGAACAACAGCAGCAACAGGAACAACCACAGCAGACAACACAAAAUGCACCGGCAAAGCUGCUGCAGCAUUUCCAAACAAAUCGCAUCGACUCGGCGCUUUGGGCGCUACGCCUCCUCGUCAUCUUCUUUACCAUCAGCUAUGUGUUGCCCAUAUUAAUAUCACAGCAGAGCGCCUUUAGCAAGGUGCUGCUGGCGAAUGCGGCAAUUUCGGCGCUGCGUUUGCAUCAGCGCGUGCCUGCGUUCUCGUUUAGUCGCGAAUUUCUGGCGCGUCUGUUUGCCGAAGACUCCUGUCAUUAUAUGAUGUACUCGCUGAUGUUCUUUAGCAUUCGGCCAACGUUGCUGGUACUCAUCCCAAUCGUGCUCUACUCCGUGCUGCAUGCGUCCAGCUACUCGCUCAAGCUGUUGGAUCUGAUUGGUCAGAACUCUUGGUGGGGCGCACGUUUCAUAAUUUCGAUUGUGGAGUUCCAGGCGGCUAACAUACUGAAGGCCACCGCCUUCUGCGAGAUCUUUAUUAUGCCCUACACAAUUGUGUUGACCUUUAUGGCUCACGCUGGUCUGAUGACGCCCAUCAUCUACUAUCACUAUCUGGUCAUGAGGUACAGCUCGCGUCGCAAUCCCUAUCCGCGUAACGCAUUUGCCGAGCUGGGCCUGGCCUUUGAGCUGCUGGCUGCCCGCUCCCCGCCCGUCAUUGCCAAGAUCAUUCGUGGUGGCAUUGGAUUUGUGAAGCGUUUCGCUCCACAGCCGCAGCCGGCGCCAGCGCAGUAAACGAAAUCAAUCAGCACACACACAAUUUACAGAAAGAUCAACAGUCAAGUGACUAGCAACCAGCAGCAACAUCUUAAGCUAAAUAAGUCCUUUUAAAACACAAUCACACACAAGAUAUACACCAACACACACGCAAAUCAGAGUUUUGGGGUCCACACAUUUUAAUUGUUUACAAACAAUUCGUGACGUACGCUUGUUUAUCAUAAAAUUAAUUGGUUUAUGCUAUAACUAAAAAUGCACCUUUCUUUUAUGUGUACUUUC